This is a messenger RNA of Musa acuminata subsp. malaccensis (wild Malaysian banana), 1950 nucleotides long. Lineage: Eukaryota; Viridiplantae; Streptophyta; Magnoliopsida; Zingiberales; Musaceae. The record is from RefSeq and is a predicted model, not a curated record.
GAUUCUUUUAUGGUUCUUGUAGAUGCUGCUGCUGUUCCAGUUACAGAUCACGAAUUUUCUACCAUUCAGUAAAUGCUAAAAUGAUUCAAAAUCUACAGGUUUGUGUUUAGAGAGGAUCAACAUACACCUGCUGAAGGAAAAGAUGGGAAUGUUGAACAUCAAAAUUUAUUCACAGAAAGGGAAAAGGAUGAAGCUACCGGUUUGUUCAUCCGCAGAAUUCAACAUCGGAUGUGAUCAGGCUUCCGUAUCAUGUUUACAGCACAAAACGGGUGACAUGUCUAUACAUCUAUGAUGGUGUUAGGUCGAAAUCCUCUCAUUUGAUUUCUCCAUGUCAAUCGCAUCAGUCCCAUCUGUUGUGUGGGCAACGAUACCAACCCAAGGAUUUGGUGGAAUCGACAACUUCAGUUCUGUGGAGGUGCAGUUCGAAGUUGUUGGAAGUGAACCCGUCACACAGUACGUGAGGACGAAACCGGCACGUAUACGACCCGAAAUUUCCUGCGUCAACCAUAAGACGAAUUGCAGCAAGAUCCUCUUCGAUGGAGUCGACGAUGUGUGGGUGUUGGAAGAGGAGCGGGAAAGGAAAGGGGGGAGGCGGAGGCGGCGACGAGGAGCAGCAGCAGUCGUCGCCUUGGAAUCUGUUCAUCGAUCUCAAGGUGUUGGAGGCCGCUACCGAUAACUUCUCAGAAGCCAAUCUCCUCGGACAGGGCGGCUUCGGCCCCGUUUAUAAGGGGGUGAUGAAGAAUGAGCUGGAGAUAGCAGUGAAGAAGCUGUCGUUGCACUCUCGGCAGGGGGUGCGGGAGUUCACCAACGAGGUCAGUCUACUGCUCAAAGUCCAACACCGGAAUCUGGUUUCGUUGCUCGGCUGCUGCGUCGCCUCCGAUCAGAAGAUGCUCGUCUACCCCUACUUCCCAAACCGAAGCCUCGAUCACUUCCUUUUUGAUAAGCGCAGAACGGCAUCACUGGAUUGGUCGAAACGUUUUGAGAUUAUUGUGGGAGUGGCAAAGGGCCUUCUGUACCUCCAUGAAGAGUCUCCAGUGAAGAUCAUCCACAGAGACAUCAAAGCCAGCAACAUUCUACUCGAUGACCGAUUGAACCCAAAGAUAGCUGACUUUGGCAUGGCAAGACUCUUCCAAGGGGAUGAUACGCAUGUCAAUACAUUUAAGGUUUCUGGUACCUACGGCUACAUGGCACCGGAGUAUGCACUGAGCGGCUAUCUGUCAGCGAAGGCUGAUGUCUUCAGCUUUGGGGUAUUGAUGUUGGAGAUCGUGAGCGGGAGGAAAAAUAUCGACAAAAAGCUGGACGAAGAGCGGAUCGACCUACUGAGCUACACAUGGAAGCUCUUCGAGGAAGGUAAAGCAUUGGAGAUCGUGGAUCCUAGUAUUUCCACUUGGGACCGUGAUGAAGCCGCAUUGUGUAUCCAAGUCGCACUGUUGUGCUGCCAAGCCGUGGUUUCUGUCAGACCUGAGAUGCACGGUGUCCGUCUCAUGCUAUCGAGUGAGUCGUUCUCGUUGCCGAAGCCAGGAAGGCCUGGAACUCGUGGAAGAGAAGGGCGAUGGACAAGCACCGCCACAUCAACUCUCACCAGGACAAGCGCAAACAGUACUGCUGCUUCCACUGCUACUGAUGCCACCAAGUCUUCUUCCAUCUUUUACGGCAUAGCUGAAGACUUCUCUCGGAAUUCUAUCUCCGUAUCGUUUACUACGGAGGGCCGGUGAAAUGAACUCUCUCUCUCUCUCUCUCUACUUUUCUUGAGCACCUGGACGUAUUAGUACAUUCAAGAGUUCAUCUAUCAUAAUUCAAUCCACGUUAGAUGGCAUAGUGAAGAUUUAACCCAGCAUGACGCGGUAUGAUGACGAAGUAUACCGUGGAACUCAUGGAACAAAUGCACUACUAAUCGCUUCCAUGGGGUCGUUUUCAAUGUAGAAUCCCAUGCACCGACACCCACCCCUG